GAAUGCAGUCGUGAGCCGCGGAGCGGAUAAACAUACUUUUAUUUAUAGUUUUAAUCGAAUAAACUCGUGUAACAUUCGUGAAUACGUGUGCAAACCGGGAUACAAUAAAUAUGAGUAUUGCUGCACUGAUCCAAGCUGCUGAAUACAUCGAAAGGCGCGAUAGAGUUUUCUUUGUUGCAGAAGCGGAACACGGUUACGCGUCGAGUUUACCGGCGUACGAAGAGUCUCGGACUGGAAACAAGCGUCCGAAGACGAAGAAAUCGCAGGGCAGCAGGACCACUCAUAACGAGUUGGAAAAGAACAGGAGAGCACAUCUUAGAAGCUGCUUGGAAAAACUUAAGGAUAUGGUACCACUAGGCCCUGAAGCAUCACGACACACCACAUUAGGAUUAUUAACAAAAGCCAAAAGAUUUAUAAAGAGUAUGGAAGAAAGAGAAAAGCGGCACACAACCCACAAAGAGCAAUUAGCGAGGGAGCAAAGAUUCCUCCGGCGGCGGUUGGCGCAGCUCCGAUCAUCCCCUCGAGAUCACAGCUUGCGAAGUCUCUCUGAGAGCUCGAUGACGCACGGGCAUUCCACACGAGCAGAUUCAUUCUCGUCACUGGAGUCGUCAUCGGGCGUCUCCACAGCUGAGAGAUCACCCUCAUCAGUCUCCGAGAGCGAUGAGGUGGACGUCAUUGGAUACACGUCGAACCAGAGCGACAGCGAGUCGCUGGUGUCUGGUCACAGCGGCGACAGCGGCGUGGGCGUGGUGCGAGCGCGACGAGGCCGGGCCGCCUCCCCAUCGUCUUCGCCCGUGGCCGCUCCGCUCCACUACACCAGCGCGCGCCCGCGCCGGUCGGCACGCUCCACGAGGGUUUAGGUGGGCAGUAGCGGCGCGGGACGCGAGGGGCGCGGAGCGGGCGCGGGGUGCGCCGACGCUCAUCGGCGUUGUAACUUCGUAACGUAAAAACGUAGAACAUUUUGUUGAUACAUGUACUAAGGCGAAUGUUGUUUCUGUGACUGAUCGGAACGGUGA
Molecule: messenger RNA, 1016 nt
Organism: Achroia grisella
Lineage: Eukaryota; Metazoa; Arthropoda; Insecta; Lepidoptera; Pyralidae
Product: max dimerization protein 4-like
Exons: 7
Coding region: 111-860 (249 amino acids)
Biological process (GO): regulation of transcription by RNA polymerase II
Molecular function (GO): DNA-binding transcription factor activity, RNA polymerase II-specific; RNA polymerase II cis-regulatory region sequence-specific DNA binding; protein dimerization activity
Source: RefSeq, a predicted model, not a curated record